This is a messenger RNA of Dermacentor silvarum, 1317 nucleotides long. RefSeq lists its product as uncharacterized. The transcript is spliced from 8 exons. The coding region runs from base 1 to 1317 and encodes 438 amino acids. The record is from RefSeq and is a predicted model, not a curated record. Lineage: Eukaryota; Metazoa; Arthropoda; Arachnida; Ixodida; Ixodidae.
AUGCCGAAGCCAUACAGGGUCGUCAAAUUUCCAAUGGAGGACGACACCAUUGCUGUGGUGCCAUCCUCUUGGAUGUCAGAGGACGAGCGUUAUUGUUUCUGGCCCCUGCAUACGAGGGGGUCUGAAGUAAAAUCCUGGGUCCAGAAACAACGUCCCCCAAGUGAAAACUGGGGGACGUACCCAGCGGUAGUCCUGGCGAGGUGCAGCACUUAUGAAAAGGCGCAGAAGAGGGCCAAGAAGGCGGAAUGCCAUUCUGCUGUCGACACCACGGAGCUGUCGGGCAUUGAAGCUGGCCAUGGUGAAGAGGGGCGUGCUGCUUCACCUCGACUGGAGCUACCUGCACCCCCUUCACCAUGCCCUGCAAGGGCACCAGCAGGGGAAAGCGCCACCGGCACAUCCCCUUUGGAGCCACCACAAAGGGAAGGUUCCGAGGAGAUGAUGUCGGUGCUGCUGCGGGUGCUGCGGGUGCAGCUGGAGGUGCGGCAGCAGAACAGGGACGUCUUGCAUGAGCUCCAGCAGCUGAGGCAUGAGGUACGGGUCGUGUCCGAGAGGCUGGAUGAAAUUGAGCCUCUCGACAGGACCCGUGCAGUGUCUCAGCCUGCCCUGUCGACGGUGCCUCCAGUUCUUCCUCGGCUACCUGCCAACAAUAUUGAAGAAUUGGAGGCAGCAGAGGCAGCCGUGCAGGAUGAGGCUGUGGCUGCCACCUUGCGCAAGCACCUCCUGCAAAUAGGAGGGAAGUCGCUGCGCGAGGUGGCAUCGAAUGCCAUGAAGGCUGUAAUGGCACACCCCGUCCAAGUGCUUUACAGCCUUCAUGGCAGGAAGGGGAAGAGGGCUUUCAUAAAUCUGAAGUUAUGCCGGAUAGUCACAGAUGUCAUCUGUGCAAAAGGGGGGGCCGACCUGACAGAAGCUCAGGGCUUCAUUAAGAGGUGGUUGCCAGGGUCUGUGGACAGGGGUGGUGGCAGGAAGAGGCGUUUUGCAGAAACGUUAGCAGCAGAGCAGCCCGAUGAUCCCUCCCUUCGGGGCAGGGAUCAUUGCCUGCCCACUGCUGCCCUCUCCCUGCCCCACCCUUGGCCUCAGGGCCCUGGCCAGUCCACCGUUGGCCCCUCCUGUCCGGCUGCCCAUGCUCCUUCCCCUGCUGCAGCCCCUCCUCCUGCCGCUCCUCCUGCCCCUGCUCCUGCCGCUCCUCCUGCCCCUGCUCCUGCUCCUGCCGCUCCUCCUGCCCUUGCUCCCCCUGCCCCUGUACCACUGAGCCUUAGAACCAAAAUCCUGCAAGUUGACAGCACCAACAUUCUGCAAGUUGACUGCCUGGAGCCUUAG